This is a messenger RNA of Glarea lozoyensis ATCC 20868, 672 nucleotides long. RefSeq lists its product as uncharacterized. Gene Ontology annotation, cellular component: signal peptidase complex; membrane. The transcript is spliced from 3 exons. The record is from RefSeq and is a predicted model, not a curated record. Gene Ontology annotation, biological process: protein targeting to ER. NCBI's taxonomy places the organism in Eukaryota, Fungi, Ascomycota, Leotiomycetes, Helotiales, Helotiaceae. Bases 1 to 672 code for a protein of 223 amino acids.
AUGCACUCCUCCCUCGUCCGUCUUCAAAAUGUCUUUGGCUUCUUCACAACCGUCGCAUUCGUCGUAGCAGCAUUAAUCGCAGCAUCAGACCUAGCCGCACCUCGGACACCAAAAUCUAACAUCCAAGUAAAAGACGUAUCAGUUCUUAAAGGCCGUCCCCACUACUACUCCAACAAAAUUGAAGAAUACGCACAAAUCCGAUUCUCCCUUUCCGCAGACCUUUCCUCCUUGUUCACAUGGAAUACGAAACAGGUAUUUGUGUACGUCUCGGCGAGUUGGCCGAAUAGCACGUCUGUUGCGCUGUCGAACGAGGCGGUCAUUUGGGAUAUGAUUAUUACGAAUCCUUCGGCGGAUCAUUUGACGAAUCUGGGACCGUCGGCCAUGAAGAAGUUGAAGAGGAGUGCGAAGGGGAAACCUAUUGAUCCUUCUAGAGGAAAACUCGAAUUAAAGAACCAGAAGCCUAAAUACUCAAUUUCCGCACCGGGAGGGAAGUUGGCGCUCACGAACGAUGUGGUGUUGAAGGUUCAUUAUAAUGUCCAACCUUGGGUGGGAGUUUUGACUUGGACGCCACAGGUUGAGUUUUUGGGAUGGAAGAAGAUGAGAGGGGGUGUUAGUAAGGUGUUUUCGCUACCGGCUGUGAAAGCUAAGAAGCAGCCUGUAAAGAAGGAUUGA